GCUUCAAUGAAGUUGAAAAACAUCUCCGUGAUAAUGGAAUAUGUAUAGCCCGAACAGAGAAACUUCUUAAGGAUUCUGGUGUGGCUGGGACUGAAGCCUACGAUAAGAUUGUUGACAAUCUCAAAUUGAAAUCAAAUGCACGGGGUGUAAUUAUAUUCGCAUCCGAUCAAGAAGUUGGAGAACUGAUGCUGGCUGUGGCGAGAAGAAAUGCCACGGGGAUGUUUUCCUGGAUUGGAAGUGAUGGAUGGGGAGGCAGAGCUGUAGUCUACGAGAACAAAGAGAGACAGGUGGAAGGAGCUAUCACCGUUCAGCCACUGGCAUACGAUGUGAAAGGUUUCAAAAAAUAUUUCCUGUCUCUUUCACCGAAGACAAAUACACGGAAUCCUUGGUUUAUUGAAUAUUGGGAACAACAUUUCCAGUGUAAAUAUCCUAACAGCAGUUGGACGCCAUUUAAUGAAAUCUAUAACGAAACAUGUACUGGAAACGAAGUGAUUGAUCCUGAUGACUUCCAUCUUGAAGCCCAGCUACAAUUUGUCAGCGAUGCUGCAAUGGCCUUUGGUUAUGCUUUCAAGGCUAUGCAUCAAGAUUUAUGCGAUGGAAAACCGCAUCUCUGUGAUAAAAUGUCGCCCAUUAACGGUGAACUUUUGAAGCAAUAUCUAUUAAAAGUAGACUUCCAAGGAUUGAGUGGCCAAAAUUUCACCUUUCUGCCAAAUGGAGAUGGUCCAGCUCGUUACAGAAUUUUGAAUUACCGCCAAAAAUCUUUAAAUCAAUUUGAAUGGAACAGUGUGGGUUUCUUUAAAGAUGGAAAACUCAGAGAUAUGAAUAUGUCGAUGAUACAGUUUCGUCUGGAGGAACCGAAUCACCCGGAAUCCGUUUGCAGUAAACAGUGCGUCCAAGGUCAAGCCAAGACAUUUCUGAAAGGUCACACCUGCUGUUGGACCUGCCUCAACUGUACAAAAUAUCAGUAUCUUCCAACAAAGUUCGAGUGUAAAGACUGUCCAAUGGGGACUCUUCCUAGUCUUAACCAAACAUACUGUGUUAGAAUAGCAGAGAUCUACCUCAGUGUUGAUGACGGAAUUGCUAUUGGCGCGAUGGUGUUCUCUUCACUAGGCAUUGUGGCAUCUAUAUUCGUAAUUAUAGUUUUCAUAAGAUAUAGUGCAACACCAGUGGUGAAAGCAUCAGGGCGAGAGCUCAGUUUCGUCUUACUGAUUGGCAUUUUCAUGUGUUAUUGUAUGACCUUCCUUGUAGUGGCAAAACCAAAUGCCUUUACAUGUGGUUCACAGCAGUUUGGAAUCGGUUUAUGUUUUGCCAUAACGUACGCCGCAAUAUUAACCAAGACAAAUCGAAUAGCACGGAUCUUCCGUGCCGGUAAGCGCACCGCAAAACGGCCUAAGUUCAUUAGUCCAAGAUCUCAACUAUUUAUUUGUGGUUCACUAGUAUCACUGCAGCUAGCAAUUGGUGUUAUUUGGCUACUUAUGAGCCCACCUAAAGCAAUUCCAUUCUAUGCCAAUCGUAAUGACCACCAACUUAUAUGUAAGGCGGCUCAAGGUUUUUCCUAUAUGAUUGGCUUUAGCUACCCUAUAAUUUUAGUCAAUAUCUGCACAGUUUACGCUGUGCUAACGAGGAAAAUACCAGAAGCGUUUAAUGAAUCAAAAUAUAUAGGAUUCACAAUGUACACAACUUUUAUUAUAUGGCUCGCAUUUGUACCAAUAUAUUUUACAACAGCACACAAUAUCGAAGUCAGAAUGGCUACCAUGUGCUUCUCAAUCAGCCUGAGCGCUACAGUCGCAUUGGUUUGUAUGUUCACUCCGAAAUUAUACAUUAUUUUACUUCAUCCUGAAAAAAAUGUACGUCAGUCAAUGAUGACGUCCAAAGUAUUGAUUGCCAAAACAAAUUCUUCUGCAAUUAGAGUGGACUCCGGUACACAAUCAGAUGAGGUAGAAAUGACGCAGCGUCUGAAGCGUUCCAGCUCAUUCAGCAGUCUCUACAGCCGAUCAACAAAUGCUACACAGACACAAAGUUUUAACGGACACAGUGUUAGUACACAAACUUUAGAUAGUCUUGGAAAUGAGUUUGACGAUCAUGAUGUUGAACUGUAAUAACUGUGGCUUCCUGAAACAUGUGUAUGUUUUACGUUCUGAAAUUGAAGGAGGUAAAUUAAAUAAAAGUAUAUGAAAUAUAAAUUCUAUGAGAAUCCCAAUAACAUUACAACACCAUCAAUCGCAACCAUCGAUCACAGUGAACGUAUUGGCGGUGUCUUCACAAAAAUAACAAGAACGAGGAAUAUUAGGUAGUCAGAUGAAUGACAUAUCACCACCAUCACAUUCGAAAUCCUCGCUACGACAAAAUACGUGGAUAUCUCAAAAACCAUUGUAUGUCUGUGACACGAAUACCAACGACAGCAGCAAUAAAUGAGAAACAUAAAAAUACAACGGUAACAGAAAAUAAGAAUGAUAACAACAAUAACAAUAACAACAA
This is a messenger RNA of Octopus sinensis (East Asian common octopus), 2478 nucleotides long. Its product is annotated as metabotropic glutamate receptor 4-like. Gene Ontology annotation, biological process: G protein-coupled receptor signaling pathway. Gene Ontology annotation, molecular function: adenylate cyclase inhibiting G protein-coupled glutamate receptor activity. The transcript has 8 exons. The record is from RefSeq and is a predicted model, not a curated record. Gene Ontology annotation, cellular component: membrane. Bases 186 to 2099 code for a protein of 637 amino acids. NCBI's taxonomy places the organism in Eukaryota, Metazoa, Mollusca, Cephalopoda, Octopoda, Octopodidae.